AUGCAGAUUCCUAUCGUUGCGUGCGUUUUGCUAUACGCCAACCUAGCGCUAGGUGCGCCGGGUACGCUCAUGCGUCGCCAGCGGGCAGCUGAGCGUCUUGCUGAGAGGAAACUUUCUCGUUCUUCCAACAUCCUCCAGCCUGCUGAGAAUGAAGUUGCCGUUGCCUCUACUGGGAACGAUACGGCCCACCCCGAGUACAGUUCCAACUGGGCCGGUGCUGUUCUCAUAGGCAGUGGCUAUAAGACGGUAACCGGUAGCAUUGUCGUCCCUACCCCGAAGACCCCGUCAGGUGGUAGCAGCUCGCAACAAUACUCGGCUUCCGGGUGGGUGGGCAUUGAUGGAGAUACAUGUGCGACUGCCAUUCUGCAAACUGGUAUCGACUUUACAGUUCGAGGGUCAUCUGUGUCUUAUGAUGCGUGGUACGAAUGGUACCCUGACUACGCUUAUGAUUUCUCUGGCAUUACCAUCAAGGCCGGCGAUACCAUCACUAUGACUGUUACUGCAAGCAGCAAGUCUGCAGGAACUGCCGUGAUCGAGAAUGAGACGACAGGGCAGAGGGUCAGUCACAGCUUCUCUGGAGAGACUGAUGCCCUAUGUGAGACAAACGCUGAGUGGAUUGUGGAGGAUUUCUCUAGUGGAGGCAGCUUGGUUAACUUUGCCGACUUUGGGACUGUCCAGUUUACAGGAGCUUCAGUUAACGGUGGUACUGGAGUGAGUGGUGCGACGAUCAUUGAUAUACAGCAAAACGGCAAAGUCUUAACGGACUGCUCAACAUCUGGGUCAAGCACUGUAGUCUGUGAAUACACUGGUUAA
Messenger RNA from Hypoxylon fragiforme, 813 nucleotides. Its product is annotated as peptidase A4 family-domain-containing protein. The coding region runs from base 1 to 813 and encodes 270 amino acids. The transcript is spliced from 3 exons. NCBI's taxonomy places the organism in Eukaryota, Fungi, Ascomycota, Sordariomycetes, Xylariales, Hypoxylaceae. Gene Ontology annotation, biological process: proteolysis. Gene Ontology annotation, molecular function: glutamic-type endopeptidase activity. The record is from RefSeq and is a predicted model, not a curated record.